Messenger RNA from Molossus molossus (Pallas's mastiff bat), 1316 nucleotides. It is a transcript of the gene HAUS7, whose product is annotated as HAUS augmin like complex subunit 7. NCBI's taxonomy places the organism in Eukaryota, Metazoa, Chordata, Mammalia, Chiroptera, Molossidae. The record is from RefSeq and is a predicted model, not a curated record. Gene Ontology annotation, cellular component: HAUS complex. Gene Ontology annotation, molecular function: microtubule minus-end binding. Gene Ontology annotation, biological process: centrosome cycle; spindle assembly. The coding region runs from base 60 to 1148 and encodes 362 amino acids. The transcript is spliced from 10 exons.
ACUAGCGCCUGGCUGCAGGGCAGGCCUGUGAGUCCAGGGCGUGGCUCAGAGCGUGAAACAUGGCCGGGCUGGGCGCUGGCGAAGGCGACUGCGGCCACGAGGAUCAGCGCGAUGACAGCGUGUUCAAGGUGGCCACGGAGGUGUUUAGGAAGCUGAAGGACCUCAACUGCCCCUUCCUCAAGGGUCUACAUAUCACAGAACCAGAGACCCUUCAGGAACUGCUGUGUAAACCCUCGAAGUACCGCUUGGAAAUCCUGGAGUGGAUGUGUAUACGGGCCUGUCCCUCCUUGAAAGACAGGUUCAGCUCGCUGUACGGGGCCCCAGUCGAGUUGAAGAUCCAAGUGAUGGUGAAACUAGGCCAUGAGCUGAUGCUGUGUGGGCCAGAUGAUGAGGACCUCCUGCAGGGCCUGGCCUGCGCCCAGAAGCAGUUGCAUUUCAUGGACCAGCUGCUGGACGUAGUCCGGAGCCUGACCAUCAGACGCUCCAGCUACUCCAGUGUGCAGGAGCAGUUUGAGGACACCAAGCAGAAGAACGAGGAACUACUGGGGGACCUUCACUCCAGCUCCCAGCUGAAGACUCUCCUGAGCCCUGAGUGUGACCCAAGUUCCCUGGACACGCAGCCCCCUGAUAAGCAGGGUGAUGAUGGACAAAGGGUCAAGCCCUCUGUGGAGUUGAAGGAUCAGAAGGUGCCAGAGCUGGCCAGACAGCUGCAGGAGAACAUAGCCAAGCUGCAGGCACUGCGGGCGGAGCAUAAGCAGGCGGUCGCUGUAGGUGGGGCCGACACCAGCACCCUGGACCAGAAGCUGCGCCUGGUCAUCUCUGACUUCCACCAGCUCGUCCUGGCUUUCCUCCAAGUCUACGACGAUGAGCUGAGUGAGUGCUGCCAGCGCCCAGGCCCCUACCUUCACCCGUGCGGCCCCAUCGUUGAGGCUGUGUACCAGACUCUGACUUCAUGCCGCCAACUGUUGAAAGCAGUGGUGGCGGUCUCUGACACCUCAGCAAGCGCUGUACAGACUACGAAGCAGCAGCAGGGUGAGCAGAUCAGUUGGAGCAGCGACAGCGUUGUGAAGAGUGUAGCCACCAAAAUGGACGAACUGACCCAGAAAUAUAAGCUCCUCAGUGAAAGUCUGAACAAAGGCCUGAAGUAGUCUGGAAGCAGGAGGCUGGUGCCCUGAAGAACCAGGCGGCCGGGGAGGACCGAACCAUUGGCAGGAGAAGCAGUUACAGCCUCCGUGUUCUUCGGCAUAGCCUCCAGAUACCUGGGCCUUCAGCUCCUUGGGAGGGGGGAGGAGGAGGGGCAGGGGAAUGUGAGCUGG